Chara braunii is the source of this 2492-nucleotide messenger RNA. The record is from the annotation of a GenBank genome assembly. NCBI's taxonomy places the organism in Eukaryota, Viridiplantae, Streptophyta, Charophyceae, Charales, Characeae.
CGGGUAGGGCAGGAAUCUACACGAAGAUUCAAGUAAUACUAGAAAAGAUCCGUAUGAUAGUUUUUCUUUUAAGUACUAGGAGACAAAUUCAUUACGAGGAAGUCAUUGAGAUCUGGAGGGCAUAAGCAAGUACCCUUUUGUAUCAUACUAGGUAGACACGUCACACAGCUGUGCAACAUCAGCUCUAUGUUGAACACAAUGCAUCUCACUAACCCGUCGAACGGUGCACCGAGUACAUCUUCAUUUCCGGCGAACAACAACAAUCGCUACGGUACCAGUAACGGAGGGCAAGUGAUUCAAGGCCGACCAGUAGGUAGUCAAGGUUUCAACACCUUCAACAACGGCGGUACCAACCGGAGCGGCGUUUGUUAUAACUGCGGUAAGAUGGGCCAUUUCGCCCAGGAUUGUUGGGCUGGACGAGGUCGAAUGGGCCAACCAAGCAACUUCGAUCCAGAAUUAGAGGAGAUCAGAGAACAACAUAGGCUAACAAGGAAGGAGAAACAAGAGUUGGAGGAGAAGAGAAAGAUGGAAGAAGAUAAGAAGGCCAAAGAGGAAGAACAGGCACGAAGAGACCGGGACUUCGCACGGAAAGCGGAGGAGUUUAAGCUACAGCUGCGGCCUGAACUUCAUGAGGAGUGGCGCAAGAAGAAGUCGGAAGUCGAAGCCGCUACAAGGGCGUCAGCGAAGGAACGUGGAUCCCCGGCGGGACGGAAGACAAGGACAUUGAGACGAAGUCGACGCAAGAGACGUACCAAUAAGCGCUAUGUCAUUGACUCUUCUGAAUCGGAUACCAACGAAGACUCCGAGCAAUCAGAGUCACUCGGCUUGACGACGGAGUCGGAACUCACAGUGAAACGAAGGUCUUCAAGGAAGGGGAAGAAGAGACCUAGUGCGAGGAAUAAGACAGGCAAGCGUAGGACGAAGGAGAGGACAAAAUCUACACCACCUACCGAAGCACCAGGCGCUUGGAAGGGGGAAUGUUCAAAGCAGACAAGGAUGUUUACUCGAGGUAAAAAGCGUGAUAGCGACUCCUCUGAUCCAGGAAAGGAGCCGAGAACACCAAUGACAACGGGUUACAAAGAUCUUGUGGAUAGGUUGAGGGCAACCACACACAGACUCGAGGCUGAAGGAUGUCAACAAGCGGUCGGCAGAUGCUACGACAUCAAGGAAAUGUUCUCUCGCAUUCCCCAUGAGGCCGUGUUGCAGUCGGUUCAUCAGCUGCUACGACACUUCGAGGACUUCGAGUGGAAACAGGUGAAGCUCUCUUUCAGAGGACGGGCCUGCAACCUGAAUAAGACAGCCAGGAAACAGGAUGGUUACGUUAGUAUUAGACUGAAGAAUCUGCUUAAAGCUGUGGAAUUCGACCUUCAACACUCUUUCAUCAGAUGUGGGACAAGGGUGAUGAAGCAGAUAUUCGGUAUUCCGAUGGGCAAAUCAACAAGCCCAGUGCUGGCUUCGAUCACGUGCGCCAUGGCAGAGGAACGUUUCCUCAGGGCACUGGGCACAGACAGGAAACUGAUAUCAGGUUGGAGGAUCAUGGAUGACAUUUUGUUGGUUGCCGGCUUACCUUCUUCUGGGUACCAUGCGGGUUUUCCACUGGAUUUUUUCAACCUGUUCGAGAGCAGUUACGAUUCGAGCCUGAAGAUUGUACGGAACGACGAGUGCGGACUGACAUGGGAAUUUGUCGGUGGAACUAUGAUGAUUGGGAGUGAACCACUGCAGUUGCACUACAUACCUCGGUCAAAGAAUACCGAUUCUCUGUUUGAGACCGGCAAUCUGAAAUUCCAGACACUUCAGGACUACGCAUCAUAUUCGGACAAGAAAGUGAAGAAGGCGGUUCUAUCUGCUACCCUGAAGAGGCUCUGGGAUCAGUCUACCAGCAAACCACUGGUGUUGGGGACGAUCGCAUUUACGGUCUGCGAGACACACCUCAGGGGCUACCCCCCGGAGGUCUCUCUCGGCGCCCUAGCCAACUUGGCUAAGGCUGCGGAGAAUGGCUUACUGAGAAAGAUGUUGGAUGUGUUCACCGCUGGCACAGGUUUCAGAAAGUUCGGAUAGCAAACUGUGUGUGGGGGACCCACGAUUACCAGAUGCUGAACCUAACCGGUUUGCAGGUCGGAACCUCGCUAUUCGAGCCCCUGGGAUCUAUCAGAAUCCCGGUUUGAGGUAGUCAGCUUAUUGUAUUUUAUUUUAUUUUAUUUUAUUUUAUUUUAUUUUAUUUUCACUUGUAUUUUUAGUUAAAGCCUUUAACGAAAAUUUUGCUAUUUUCUUUGGUCCCGACUACUUGUGUUAGUAAGACUUCUUUUCACGGCGGACUGUGAGAUAAUUUUGAACUUUCCUCCUGUUAAUCUCCUUCUCGCCGGAUUGUACAGUAGGUAUGCGGGCCUAGUACGGCAUAUCCGAAAAGACUUCGGUGCGUCGACACGAAGACCCCACCCGACUGGGGGAACACUGAACGGGAAACCAAUUUAAAAUGAACCAACGCCAACAUA